This is a messenger RNA of Phodopus roborovskii (desert hamster), 2819 nucleotides long. RefSeq names its product WASP homolog associated with actin, golgi membranes and microtubules (gene Whamm). The transcript has 10 exons. The coding region runs from base 19 to 2421 and encodes 800 amino acids. Gene Ontology annotation, cellular component: endoplasmic reticulum-Golgi intermediate compartment membrane; cytoplasm. NCBI's taxonomy places the organism in Eukaryota, Metazoa, Chordata, Mammalia, Rodentia, Cricetidae. Gene Ontology annotation, molecular function: actin binding; Arp2/3 complex binding. Gene Ontology annotation, biological process: Arp2/3 complex-mediated actin nucleation; endoplasmic reticulum to Golgi vesicle-mediated transport. The record is from RefSeq and is a predicted model, not a curated record.
GCCUGGGGGUCCGCGGCCAUGGACUUGGAGCAGCUCGACAGCCUGGAAGGCUGGGUGCCGCUGCGUGAGGACCUCUUCCGGGAGCCCGAGCGACACCAGCUGCGUUUCCUGGUGGCCUGGAACGCCGCGGAGGGCCAGUUCGCCGUCACCUGCCAUGACCGCACGGCGCAGCGGCGGCGCGGCCGGCCGGAGGGCGGCGGCGGCGGCGGCGGCUGCAGCUGGGCCGGGCUGCUGUCGGCCGCCGGGUUCCGCGGCGCGCACCGGCAGCUGGCGGCGCUGUGGCCGGCCCUGGAGCGCUGCUUCCCGUCGCUGCCACCGGAGCUGGACGCGGCGGGCAGCGCGGGCUGGAGCUUGGGGCGCGGGCUGUGGGCGCUCGUGUGGCCCGCGCCUGCGGAUCCCGGCGACGCGGCGCUGCAGGAGCUGUGCCGCCAACUGGAGCGCUACCUGAGCCAGGCGGCCGACGGCUGCGGCGGCGCCACCGUGCGCGAUGUGCUCUUCCCGGCCCCGGGAGACCCGGCUGACUGCGAGGGCCUGCGGGAGUUCCGGGAGAGGACGCUGCGGGCGCGGCUGGACGGGGCGGCAGCACGGCUGCGCCAGGUUCUUCAAGAUCAUGGAAAAGCAGACACCAUGGUGGCAUUAAUGAAAGUUUAUCAAGAGGAAGAUGAAGCAUAUCAGGAAUUAGUUACCAUGGCAACCAUGUUCUUCCAGUAUUUACUUCAGCCAUUUAGAGAUAUGCGAGAAGUUGCGACCUCAUGUAAGCUUGAUAUUUUGAAGUCCCUGAAUGAGGAUGAACUGGGUCCUAAAAGGGUGGUUGCCCUGCAGAAGGAAGCCAAUGAAUGGACCAGACAGGCUGAAGAAGCAGUGGUCUCUAUUCAAGAUAUCACUGUGAAUUAUUUUAAGGAAACAGUAACAGCAUUAACAGGAAUGCAGAAACAAAUGGAGCAGGAUCGCAAGAGAUUUGGCAAGGCUGCCUGGGCCACAGCCAUGCCCAGGCUAGAAAAUCUCCAGCUCAUGUUAGCUCGGGAGACUCUGCAGCUCAUGCGAGCCAAAGAGCUGUGUCUCAACCACAGGCGCGAUGAAAUCCAGAAGAAGGUAGAAGAUCUUCCAGACCAAGGAAAGAAUAUAGAUGCUGUAGAUGAGCUAGAAAUACAGUAUUACGAGAUUCAGUUGGAGCUGUAUGAGGUUAAACUUGAGAUCCUGAGAAACGAAGAGAUGAUCCUGGUCACACGGUUGGACUCUGUUAAGAGACUUAUAAAAGAGAAACAGGAUGAAGUGGUCUACUAUGACCCGUGUGAAAGCCCUGAGGAGCUGAAGGGCCUGGCUCAUGACCUGGAGAUGCAUCCUGGUCAGAAUGGAGAGCUGAGAGCACUCAGGCAGCAACGCCAGCAGCUGGAGGCUCAGCGAGGCCGCAUCUGUGCCAGGAAGGCCCACCUCAGGAGCAGAAAGGAUUACUGCCGAGAAAGCCAUCAGCUCAGACUGCAGCAGGCUGAACAGAGUGUGAGGCAUUUUCACCAGCACCACAGCAUUCAGAUAAAAAGAGACAAAAUAAAAGAAGAGGAACAAAAGAAAAAAGAAUGGAUAAACCACGAACGUCAAAAAACACUUGAGCGACUAAGAGCAUAUAGGGAGAAGUGUCUAGGUUCUCAGUCUGCACUGAAAACGACCUGCUCAGAUACCAUGGGACCAAGCCUGUCAGGUGGACACUCUAGGAAGAGGCCCUCAACAGCUCAUCACAAGAUAGCUCAUCCUGCCUCUAGCAAAACUGGAAGUGUGACUCCCUUACCUGAAGCUAAUGUGAAAACCCCUGAGCAUCAAGACGCCUGUGGCAGUAUCCCAGGCCAGGUUUUUGUUCCAGUUGGUGACCAGCCACUCUCCAGAUUCAAUGAGGAUCUGCCACUACCACCGCAGCCACCUCCGCCUCUCCCUCCCCCUCCCCCACCGCCACCGCCACCGCCACCGCCUCCUCCCCCACCGCCACUUCCUUUCCCUGCUCCGUCCUCUUCUCAAGCUACCACUCAUCAGAAUUUAGGACUCAGGACUUUAGCAGCAGAGGACCAGCCACUCCCUCUAGUGUGUGAGGCAUCUGCUGAGAGACCGUGCGAUUGCUUGGAGGGCUUCCAGUCUUCAGGCUCCAUGGAUGAAGUGUUGGCCUCCCUCAGGCAGGGCAGGACCUCUCUCCGGAAAGUAGAAGCACCUACCUUGUCCACUCCCCGCACCUCAGUCAAUGAACAAGUUCUGGCUGCCAUCAGGCAGGGAGUGCAGCUGAAGAAAGUACACCCAGAUGCAGAGGUAGAGCCCAGCAAGAAGUGCACCAGCGACCUGGAGAGGAGCAUCAGGGCAGCCCUGGAAAGAAUCAAGAGAGUGUCUGCUGCUGACUCGGAGGACAGUGACGAGCAGAGCCCUGGCGAGUGGGACCGCUAGGGUCUCCAGGCGACAAAGGCAGACAGCAGGGGUUCCUUGAGACUGCUCUGUGGCCUUCACCCUAGAUUACAGUGGGUGCAUGGGGACUGUCACCCCACAGGUGGGCAGGUUGGCGGUGGGAGCAGUGCUGUGUCCACCCUGUGGUAUACAUUACACAGGGUGCUUCCACAGGGAUGAACGCUGUCCCUCAGACUUAAAGGCUCCAAUGGGAACAUGACUUGAGCAAUAAUCCAAAUAAAUAAAGUUUUAUGGGUCAGCACUGCGGAAGCUCCUAAUAAACAGUAUUUAUAAUGCAUCUGUGUCAUGAGGAAAUGGUCUCUGGCCUACUAUGAAAGCAAAGCUCUUUCUGCUUCAGUGGGUUGGAAAUUUCCCAAGAUUUCGGCUUAGCAUUUAGUUGA